Trichoplax adhaerens is the source of this 738-nucleotide messenger RNA. RefSeq lists its product as uncharacterized. Gene Ontology annotation, biological process: tRNA modification. The transcript has 7 exons. Gene Ontology annotation, molecular function: magnesium ion binding; tRNA guanylyltransferase activity. The coding region runs from base 1 to 738 and encodes 245 amino acids. NCBI's taxonomy places the organism in Eukaryota, Metazoa, Placozoa, Uniplacotomia, Trichoplacea, Trichoplacidae. The record is from RefSeq and is a predicted model, not a curated record.
AUGGCCAAGAGCAGAUAUGAAUACGUCAAGCUAUUCGAACAAGCUGAUCAAUGCUUGCGAAAUUGCUGGAUAGUUGUACGUCUUGAUGGAAGAUGCUUUCACAAGUUCUCCUCCCAACACCGAUUUAAGAAACCCAAUGAUGAUCGAGCUCUCAAUUUAAUGAAUCACUGUGGAAAAGCGGUCAUGAAAGAAUUCCCCGAUAUUAUCUUGGGUUAUGGCCAAAGUGAUGAGUUUAGCUUCAUUUUCAAGAAAAGUUGUAACUUAUUUGGUCGCCGAGCAAGCAAAUUAAUGACAAAUGUUACGUCUCUAUUCUCAUCAUCCUACGUCUUUUAUUGGAAGAAUUAUUUUAACGACAUUUUGCAAUAUCCUCCAACUUUUGAUGGACGAGUGGUAUUGUAUCCUUCCGAUAAAAAUCUUCGAGAUUACUUAAGUUGGAGACAGGCAGAUUGCCAUAUUAACAAUUUGUAUAAUACUUCCUUUUGGGCUCUUGUACAACAAGGACAAUAUUCAUUACCUGAUGCUGAGAAAAAACUAUGUGGAACGGAUUCCGGCGAUAAAAAUGAACUAUUAUUUAGCCAAUUUCAGAUCAACUACGAUAAAGAACCUGCAAUAUUUAGGAAGGGGUCAAUUUUAUUAUGGAAGGAGAACGUUGUCCGCAAGAGAAAAGAUGUAGUUGUAGAGCAUGUAGACAUAAUUGGCGAUAAUUUUUGGACUGGAAAUUCUCAAUUAUUAUCAUAA